This is a messenger RNA of Oreochromis aureus, 4953 nucleotides long. RefSeq names its product polymerase (RNA) III (DNA directed) polypeptide A (gene polr3a). The transcript has 31 exons. The coding region runs from base 175 to 4347 and encodes 1390 amino acids. Lineage: Eukaryota; Metazoa; Chordata; Actinopteri; Cichliformes; Cichlidae. The record is from RefSeq and is a predicted model, not a curated record. Gene Ontology annotation, molecular function: DNA binding; DNA-directed RNA polymerase activity. Gene Ontology annotation, biological process: DNA-templated transcription.
CAGCACUGCACGGUGGCUCCCAUGCAUGCUAUUAACACAUUGCAUGCUGCUGACUGCUAGCAUAUUCACAACAUGACAGUAUGCUGGCUAUUUCUGUAGCUUAGCAUCCUGCAAUGAGGACAACAUAACAAUUUACUUUCGUGUAAUAUUAUUAAUGUAGUAGAAGCAGCCAAAAUGGUGAAGGAGCAGUUCAGAGAGACAGAUGUGGCCAAAAAAAUAAGCCACAUCUGCUUCGGCAUGAAAUCUGCUGAGCAGAUGCGGCAGCAGGCCCACAUCCAGGUGGUCAGUAAAAAUCUCUACAGCCAGGACACCAAACACACUCCACUGGCCUAUGGAGUGUUGGACCACCGUAUGGGCACCAGUGAGAAAGACAGACCGUGCCUGACAUGUGGGAAGAAUCUGGCAGAUUGUUUAGGACAUUAUGGCUACCUGGAUCUUGAGCUGCCCUGUUUUCAUGUUGGUUAUUUCAAAGCCACGAUAGGAAUCUUACAGAUGAUUUGUAAGACAUGUUCAAGGAUAAUGCUGACGAAAGAAGAGAAGCUGCAGUUCAUGGAUUACUUGAAACGGCCUAACCUGGCCUAUCUCCAGAAACGUGGGCUGAAGAAGAAAAUCUCUGAUAAAUGCCGCAAAAGGACAGUCUGUCUAAAUUGUUCUGCUUUCAAUGGACCAGUCAAAAAGUGUGGCCUACUUAAGAUCAUCCAUGAGAAGUAUAAGACGACCAAGAAAGUGGUGGAUGCUUUUGUGUCAGAUUUCUUGCAGUCCUUUGAUAUUGCCAUUGAACACAACAAACUGGUUGAACCACUGCUGACCAGAGCACAGGAAAACCUGAAUCCUCUAGUCGUGCUGAACCUGUUCAGGAGGAUUCCUGAAGAGGACAUCCCUCUGCUGCUGAUGAACCCCGAAGCAGGGAAACCCGCAGACCUUAUCAUCACCCGUCUCCUCGUGCCUCCUCUUUGCAUCCGACCGUCUGUUGUCAGCGACCUUAAGUCUGGCACCAAUGAAGACGACCUCACUAUGAAGCUAACAGAGAUAAUCUUCCUUAAUGAUGUCAUUAAAAAGCAUCGUAUGACAGGAGCAAAAACCCAGAUGAUCAUGGAGGACUGGGACUUCCUCCAGCUGCAGUGUGCCCUUUACAUUAAUAGUGAACUUUCUGGUAUCCCCCUCAAUAUGGCACCUAAAAAAUGGACUAGGGGCUUUGUGCAGAGGCUCAAGGGAAAGCAAGGUCGAUUCAGAGGAAACCUUUCUGGCAAAAGAGUGGACUUCUCUGGCAGAACUGUCAUUUCUCCAGACCCAAACCUGAGAAUCGAUGAGGUGGCUGUCCCUGUGCAUGUGGCCAAAAUCCUGACAUACCCAGAGAGGGUAAACAAAGCCAAUCUGGAGCUAAUGAGGAAACUGGUCCGUAAUGGUCCUGAUGUUCACCCUGGAGCCAACUUCAUACAGAACAGACACACUCAGAUUAAAAGGUUUUUAAAAUAUGGAAACCGUGAAAAGAUUGCCCAGGAACUGAGGUUUGGUGAUUUGGUGGAAAGGCACCUAAUAGAUGGAGACAUCGUCCUCUUCAAUCGACAGCCUUCUCUGCACAAACUCAGCAUCAUGGCUCACAUUGCCAGGGUCAAACCUCACAGGACAUUUCGGUUUAAUGAGUGUGUGUGCACGCCAUACAACGCUGACUUUGACGGGGACGAAAUGAAUCUCCAUCUACCUCAAACUGAAGAAGCUAAAGCUGAGGCUCUUAUCCUCAUGGGGACCAAAGCUAAUCUUGUCACUCCAAGAAAUGGCGAACCCCUUAUUGCUGCUAUUCAGGACUUCCUGACAGGUGCUUACCUCUUGACGCUGAAGGACACCUUCUUUGACAGAUCAAAAGCCUGCCAAAUAGUAGCGUCAAUCCUUGUGGGUAAAGAUGAAAGAGUUAGGAUCUCUCUCCCUCGCCCGGCCAUAAUAAAGCCCAUGGCUCUGUGGACAGGAAAGCAAAUCUUCAGCCUAAUCCUGAAGCCGAGUAAGGAAUGUCCAGUCAAUGCCAACCUACGCACCAAGGGCAAACAGUACUGCGGCAAGGGAGAGGACCUUUGUCACAAUGAUUCGUUUGUGGUGAUUCACAACAGUGAGCUGAUGUGUGGUAGCAUGGAUAAGGGCACCUUGGGAUCUGGCUCGAAGAAUAACAUUUUCUACAUCCUGCUGAGGGACUGGGGACAGCUGGAGGCUGCCAACGCCAUGUCUCGCUUGGCAAGACUUGCUCCCGUGUAUCUCUCAAACAGGGGUUUCUCUAUUGGAAUCGGGGAUGUUACACCAGGCCAGGGCCUGCUGAAGGCUAAGCAGGACCUGUUGGAUGAUGGCUACAAGAAAUGUGACGAAUACAUUGAAGCUUUGGAUACGGGCAAGUUGCAGCAGCAGCCAGGCUGCACAGCAGAAGAAACCCUGGAGGCUCUCAUCUUGAAAGAGCUGUCUGUCAUCAGAGACCGAGCUGGUAGUGCCUGUCUAAGGGAGCUGGACAAGAGCAACAGCCCUCUAAUUAUGGCUCUCUGUGGGUCCAAAGGAUCCUUCAUUAAUAUAUCUCAGAUGAUUGCCUGUGUGGGCCAGCAGGCCAUAAGCGGCUCUCGGGUACCUGAUGGGUUUGAGAAUCGCUCCCUGCCUCACUUUGAAAAACACUCAAAACUGCCUGCUGCUAAAGGGUUCGUGGCCGACAGCUUCUAUUCUGGUUUGACGCCCACAGAGUUCUUCUUCCACACCAUGGCUGGUCGAGAGGGUCUGGUGGACACUGCGGUGAAAACUGCAGAGACUGGGUACAUGCAGAGGCGUCUGGUGAAGUCUCUGGAGGAUUUGUGCUCACAGUAUGACCUCACAGUACGCAGUUCAACAGGCGACAUCAUCCAGUUCAUUUAUGGUGGUGAUGGCCUGGACCCCGCUGCAAUGGAGGGGAAGGAUGAGCCACUGGAGUUUAAGAGAGUCCUGGACAACAUUCGGGCGGUCUACACGUGUCCAGAUGAACCUGCACUGAGUCAAAAUGAGCUGGUCCUCACUGCAGACGCUAUCAUGAAGAGAGCUGACUUCUUAUGCUGUAGAGACAGCUUCUUGGAGGAGAUAAAGAAAUUCAUUAAGAGCGUUUCAGAAAGGAUCAAGAAGACUAGAGACAAGUACGGCAUCAAUGACAAUGGGACUAGUGAGCCAAAGGUUCUUUAUCAGCUGGAUCGUGUAACUCCUACCCAGCUGGAGAAGUUUCUUGAAACCUGCAGAGACAAAUACAUGAGAGCUCAGAUGGAGCCAGGAUCAGCAGUUGGGGCCCUUUGUGCCCAGAGCAUUGGAGAGCCGGGUACUCAAAUGACACUAAAAACCUUUCACUUUGCCGGUGUUGCAUCAAUGAAUAUCACUCUAGGAGUGCCUCGCAUCAAAGAAAUCAUCAACGCCUCCAAGAACAUCAGCACUCCUAUAAUCACGGCUCAUUUGGAUGUGGAAGAUGAUGCUGACUUUGCCAGGCUGGUGAAGGGGAGAAUUGAGAAGACUCUUCUAGGAGAGAUUUCUGAGUACAUAGAAGAGGUUUUCCUUCCAGAUGACUGUUUCAUCUUGGUGAAGCUGUCACUGGAGAGAAUAAGACUGCUGCGACUGGAGGUAAAUGCAGAAACGGUGCGUUACUCCAUCUGCAUGUCUAAACUGCGAGUCAAACCUGCAGACAUCGCUGUACAUGGGGAGGCGGUGGUGUGCGUGUCUCCUCGAGAGAACAGCAAAAGCUCCAUGUACUAUGUGCUGCAGUCACUAAAAGGAGAACUUCCCAAGGUGGUGGUUCAAGGGAUACCGGAGGUUGCCAGAGCUGUCAUUCAUAUUGACGAACAGAGCAGCAAGAGUAAGUACAAACUCCUGGUGGAGGGCGACAACCUGAGAGCGGUUAUGGCGACACAUGGCGUGAACGGAAGUAGGACCACUUCAAACAAUACGUAUGAGGUCGAGAAGACCUUGGGCAUUGAGGCUGCUAGAUCCACAAUCAUAAACGAGAUUCAGUACACCAUGGUGAACCACGGAAUGAGCAUUGACCGACGUCACGUCAUGCUUCUUGCAGAUCUCAUGUCCUAUAAGGGUGAGAUCCUGGGAAUCACCAGGUUUGGUUUAGCAAAAAUGAAGGAGAGUGUCCUCAUGCUGGCUUCUUUUGAGAAGACAGCCGAUCAUCUCUUUGAUGCUGCCUAUUUUGGACAGAAGGACUCAGUUUGUGGUGUGUCUGAGUGUAUCAUCAUGGGGAUUCCAAUGAAUAUUGGAACGGGACUGUUUAAACUGCUGCACAAGGCUGACAGAGACCCGUCUCCAGUCAAAAGGCCUCUCCUCUUUGACAAUCCAGACUUCCAUUUACCUUUGAUCACAUAGCAUCAAAGGACAACACAGCAGGGAUGUUUCAAGGUUUUUUUUCAUAGCUAACAAAUAUUAUCUUCAACUAGUACAGAAGUGCCUGCCGAUGUGUCACAUCAUUUUCUGUUUGGGGAUUUAACAGAAAAUGGGAUUGUGUAUUUUUGUUGGUUGAUAAACUGUGAGAAGACUGAAUUUCAUUUUAAAAAACUAGCAGCGCUCCAGUUAGAAUUACUUAUUUAAGUUACAUUUUGGGUAACAGCAAAAAAAGCAAAAAUUUAAACACUUUAAAGUGAUAAUCUUGUGUUCCUGCACUGAUCACACUGUGAAAAACAUUGUUAUAAACAGGCGUCUCGCUAACAUGAGAAAGAUUACCUCUUAAUUAUGAAGCAGAAUGGAUUUCUUCUGUGCUGGUACUUAGUUUUGCAUAAUGUAUGAACUGCUUGCAUCUUAGCGUUGCAGCUUCUCCCACAUUGCAAAGCUCCUAUUUUGCUGUUUGACAUUUUUAUUGGGUUUAUUUUUUCUUCAACAUUCAGUUCAAGAGAAGUUCAGUUUGUUCAUCUUUUUACAUCUUGUAAGAAACCUGUUCUUAUAAUAAUGUAAAUAAUGUAAUAAAUAAAUUACUCA